Dermatophagoides pteronyssinus (European house dust mite) is the source of this 1152-nucleotide messenger RNA. RefSeq names its product Per1-like protein PGAP3 (gene PGAP3). The record is from RefSeq and is a predicted model, not a curated record. Lineage: Eukaryota; Metazoa; Arthropoda; Arachnida; Sarcoptiformes; Pyroglyphidae. Gene Ontology annotation, biological process: GPI anchor biosynthetic process. Gene Ontology annotation, cellular component: endoplasmic reticulum membrane. Gene Ontology annotation, molecular function: hydrolase activity, acting on ester bonds.
AUCAUUUGUAAAUAAUUUAAUAAAUUAUUUGGAAAUUUAGUGCAAUGUUUUUAAUUUAAUCACCCAGAAUCAUUUUUAAAUAUAGCCAUGAUCGAUAAGUCAUUGAUCAUCUUUUUAGCAAUAUUUUUAUUUGACUUUGCUCAAGCAUCUUUCGGUGAUCGAUUACGAUUGUUUCAAUAUUUUUUCAUCGAUUGUGUUCGAAAUAAUUGUUCGGAACCAAAUUUAUUGACACAAUUUGAAUCAAGACAACCGAUAUAUUUAAAACUAUUCGGAUGGGAUUGCCAAUCCGAAUGUCAAUUACAAGCACAAUGGCAAACAAUUGAUCGAUUACAGAAUGAUGAGAAUGUUCAUUCUGUUCCACAAUUUUAUGGAAAAUGGACAUUUUAUAGAUUGUACGGAAUCCAAGAACCGGCAUCAUUCAUUUUUUCCAUUGGUAAUUUGGCAACAAAUUUAUACUGUUGGAAGGAUUAUCGAAUUUUCGGUGAAUAUUCAAAUGAUCCAUUUUAUAAUUUAUGGAGAAUACAAGCAUUCAUCUCGAUGAACGCUUGGUUUUGGUCGAUGGUAUUCCAUGCUCGUGAAACACCGUUAACUGAGAAAUUAGAUUACUUUUCAGCCUACUUAAUUGUGAUUUAUUUACUAUAUACGAUAACUAUUAAAAUGAUCACCGAAAUGUUCGACCUAAAGGUCAAAAAAAUUCAGAUUUCCUUGGCUAUACCUUUCAUUGGUUUUUACAUAUUUCAUUUAAUUCGAAUGUAUCAUCGAUUCGAUUAUGGUUAUAAUAUGAAAAUCAAUAUUAUGACUGGUAUCACAAGUACAAUUUUAUGGCUAGUCUGGUGUUUUAUUAAUCGCUUUCAUCGUAAACACAUUCGAAAAUGUUUUCUUAGUUUAGCAUUCGUCAACAUCUGUUUGGUGUUGGAAUUGUUUGAUUUUGCACCGAUAUUCUACACAUUUGAUGCACAUUCCAUUUGGCAUUUUGCUACAGCAUUUUUUCCAUUUUUCUGGUACAGUUUUCUCAAAGAUGAGGCCAUAUUUUAUCUAGUCCAAACAUCCGAUAAAGAUGCAAAAGAAAAAUUACUUUGAUUUAGUUUUUAUUUUUAUUUGUUUUGGAAUUUAUUAACUGUUUUUCUCAAAAAAAAAUUAAAUUUUAGAAUU